Messenger RNA from Penaeus vannamei (Pacific white shrimp), 1373 nucleotides. The record is from RefSeq and is a predicted model, not a curated record. Lineage: Eukaryota; Metazoa; Arthropoda; Malacostraca; Decapoda; Penaeidae.
AAGUCUUGUUGACUUUGCUGUGAUGCCUAUGCAUGCUCGGUGCAGAUGCAUGAAACUAUGUUCGGGUCCUGAUAUACAUCCUUCUCUUCGUUGCACCUGCUUUGCCCCAGGGCUACUACCAGCCCGUACAAACAGGUGCAGUAUUUGACAAGGGACGAUGCGGCCCUGGGCAACUACGACACGUCACCGGCAGAUGCGUUACUCCACGCGUCAGUCGUCGUGUGUAUUUGUUUGAAGUUCCAGCAUUGCCGCCCCGCUCCCACCUUCCUCCGCCUCAUAUUCCAGAGCCAACCGUAGAAGUUACCGACAUGCUCAUAAAGAUCCCAGAAGGAGGACAAACACCACCUCCUAUCAUCGUACCCCCUCCGAAACAGCGAGAUGUCCUGUACGUUCUUAACAAGCAGACCCAACAGGACCAACAGGUGAUCGAAGUCCCAGCCCCUCCCUCUUUCAACCACGAGGUUUACUUCGUUGACUACGCUGACGGCGACAACCCAACUUUGCCGAGUGGAUUUGAUCUGGCGGAAGCACUGAGAGCCGCAUCACUACAACAUGCCUCUCUGCUUACUGACGGCGUUUCAUCCCCUCAUCGCAACAGCCAGGGUGGAAGCAGUGGCUUACUCACCGAGGGAACUUUCUCUAACAUUUUCCCUGGCAAGUUCAGUCUCGACUUUGAUGACACAGAUUUUCCUGUUAACGAAAUUCCAAGUAUAUCUAGCCUCGCUGACUUGGAUUUGAGUCUUACGGCCGUUUUGAAUGGUCACGAUGAUAUUGGAUUCAAUCCCGACCAAUUGCUUACCGAUGGCGGGAGUCCUGGGAAUAAUGGGAUAUACGACACCACCUUUGAUAUUGAAUUUGAUUUUGAAAAUAAUGAAUUCGCUAUUCAUGGCCCAUCGGAAAUAGCAAGGCCACCAGCGCCCAUUCCUAUACGCCCACCGGCAAGCAUCGAAUACCCUGAGUAAUAGUUAUACAAAGUGUUUGAUAUCCAAGUUUUCGGUACCAAAUGCUCAAAUCUUUCUUGUUUCUACAUCUGCUCAAAUCCGCACUCACGUCCUUACACCAGGUCUCAUGCCAAUACAAGUUCUUACACUCUGAGUUCUAGUCAGCCCCGCCCUCAUUGGCUCAGUCCCAAACACUCGAAAGUUAUUGCAUAUGCCAUGCUUGCCACAUUGACUUUCCCAAGAACAAGACGUUAUUGUAAUUUUUGUUAUCAGUCUUUGUGUAGUCGCUUUAUCUGUUAACAGUGUGCUGCAGGCAACACCACUGAACGUGAAUUGUACCUAAUUGUCUGUAUCCUUACUAUACUGUAGUAAUACGUAAAAUGGUGACGUGUAUAUCAUAAGUUCUAGAUAGUAUGAAUGGAUUCGUUUUAA